This is a messenger RNA of Cladocopium goreaui, 876 nucleotides long. Lineage: Eukaryota; Dinophyceae; Suessiales; Symbiodiniaceae. The record is from the annotation of a GenBank genome assembly.
AUGGCACCAUAUUGGGCACGCCAGCAACCAUAUUUUCAGAUGGGCAAGGGAAAAGGCAGCGGCAAGGCGUCCGCCGCGUCCGCACACUUCCACGGCCCAGGAGGAUAUGGACAGGAAGUUCUUGCUACGCCCAUGCCAACUCAAGCCGUAGGCAGCGCUGACGGAUAUACCACCGGGACCAUCCGGCGCCUCUUUGUGGGCAAAGGAUUUGGCUUUAUCUCCCGGGACGAUUUGCCAAGCACUUCCGGACGUGGAGACGUCUUUCUCCAUUUUUCGGAUUUGGAGGCUGGCGUAACAAGUGGUGAUCUUGCAGUGGGCAUGCGUAUGAAGUUUAAAUGGGAGGCCUCUCGUGAUUCGCGCGGACCUGGCGGCCGCGCUCGCAUGGUUUCCUUUGAGGACCACAGCUCCCCAGCAUCUGUGACAACGCCUCCGCGCCGUGCUGCUCGCACGGGCCGUGUGUAUCGCAAGGAUCUUUUCCUGGCUGUGCAGCAGCAGUUGCAAACUGCCGGGGAAUAUGAAGAGCGCAGGCCAUUUGGCACACGCUCACUUCUUGGUCCUUUGCCUUCGAAGAUCGUGUUCCCUUUUACCAUCCAGCUGCCACAGUGGUAUUGGGACGCUGAAGAUGAGCGUGCUUUAGCGGAAGCCAAUGACGCCCAGCGAGUCCAGAUGAUGGAAGCACGUUUGGAUCUUGAGAACGGGGCGGAUCUCAAUAACGGCGAUACCUUUGGCGAAGACUGGGCGCUCCAGUCUUGGAGCUAUCAGGAUGCGGUGGCAGCGAACCAGCGCCUGGCCAGUAGCUCCUAUCACCCGGUGCAGAUGCAAUGGACGCGAGAUGAGGGUUUGGCUCAGUUUUUUCAGCCUUUGGUCCUUCAGUGA